AAUACAUUAUCUAUUACCCACAAACCUUAUCGAGUGAAAGUGAAGAUUGGGAAGGGGGUAGUAGCGAAAAUGGCGUCGAUUGCAGCUUCUUCUACUUUCCACUCGUUUUCAACAACCAAAAGCCCUAACCUUUCUUCGACCCAUCUCCUUCCUCUCUCCAAAAACCUCACCUUUCGAACCAAACCCAUCGGAACCAGCAGAGUUUGCAGCUUUACGAAACAUAACAACCGCCUUGGGUUGAAGAAGCUUUCGUCCCUUGGCGAAGGAGGAGUAGAAGCCGUCGCAGUUGCAGAUGAAGAGCAGCAACAACAGCAGCAAGAGACUGUCUCUGUCCCUGUCUCUCCUUCAGACAUGCUCACCAUGUUUUUUCAGGCUGAUGGAACUUUGAAUGAAGCAGCUAUUCCUAAUGUGACAAAGGCCUUACAGGACAUGGAUGGAGUUUCCAACUUAAAGGUUCAAGUUUCUGAAGGUGUUGCCGUUGUUGAGCUAUCAAAGCAAACAACGGUUCAAGCAACAGGAGUGGCGUCAAGCUUGGUAGAGACUAUACAAGGAGCUGGCUUUAAGUUACAAACCUUGAACCUGAGCUUUGAAGACGAAGAUGAAGUUCUUGUCUAAUUAAUAUCAUCUUUCUUCUCAAGCCCAACUUUUUGUGAUUAAAGAAAACACAUUAAUGUCAAUGUGCCAUAUUACAAAAGUAAUGAACUCUCUCACUUUCUUACAAAA
Raphanus sativus (radish) is the source of this 723-nucleotide messenger RNA. RefSeq lists its product as uncharacterized. The coding region runs from base 70 to 615 and encodes 181 amino acids. The transcript is spliced from 4 exons. Gene Ontology annotation, molecular function: metal ion binding. Gene Ontology annotation, cellular component: chloroplast. The record is from RefSeq and is a predicted model, not a curated record. Lineage: Eukaryota; Viridiplantae; Streptophyta; Magnoliopsida; Brassicales; Brassicaceae.